AUGUGCAUAGAGUUGUUCAGCAAAAGCCGAACAGAUCCUGCUAAUGAUGCGAUAGAAAUAAAGUGCGGAUAUGUAAUUGGAAUCGUUAGAAAACCAGGUGAUCAAAUUGUUCCAGACUUACGGGCGGAUGUGCCUUUGGUCCAUGUCAUCGGCAAAAUUGGCGUAAUUGGACAGUGCUUCGCUGAAUGGACAGACGGUGAAAGAAAAUUCGGCAGAUUUGGCAAAGCAGAUCAAAAGCUAAUAAUAGCGUUCGCGUCGAGUGGCCGAGUUCGCCCCAGAGCACCGGGCGAAGGCGAAGUCGAGUGCACAGCACGCACGCAUGAUCGUUGGCUGAAUGAGGAGCAACAGCAGGAGGAGGAGGAAGAGGAGGAUACUGAGAAACUUCCGCUUCCGGACGUCUGCUUUGUUCCUACGACGAGACGCCUCAUCGACGAACGAUUAGGACAACUGGCCCGACGACCACCAUCAGCACCAGCAUGGGGACAACGACCACAUCCACAUCGUCCAGAUAUUAUUGCCUUCGGGCAUCAGCCAUCUCCAUUCCGCCUCGACGGUCCAUUGAUCGCAUCUGCAAAGGUACUUUUUUACCGCUCGUUUCCGCAGAUUAAGUCAGUGAUAUCCGACCGCCAGGUGUGUUUAUUGCUCGACAGCCGCCAUCAGCUGGAUGCGUUGACUCAGCUCCAACAUGCCUUGUCUUUCCGCUCCUCUGAGGUUUCUUCUGAAGACAUUUUCAGCUCUGGCGUUAGCCGAAUUCGCAGCUUUCCAAAAAGCCGAAUUUGCUGGAAAGUUAUCUUGAAAAUUAUCUCUUUUUCUCCUUGGUCUUUACACUCGUGGCUGCAGGUCCCCCUCCCUCAUUCUUUCGAAUAUCACCGCAGUCAAAGCAAAACUCGCGUAACAUAA
Molecule: messenger RNA, 900 nt
Organism: Soboliphyme baturini
Lineage: Eukaryota; Metazoa; Nematoda; Enoplea; Dioctophymatida; Soboliphymatidae
Source: the annotation of a GenBank genome assembly